GGUUGUUGCAAAUUAUUCUGAUAAUUAUAAUGAGGAAAUGGCUUCAAGUUCAGGAGAUUUGAUUGGAACAAGGUUGAAUUUUGCUGACUCUACUAGGUCGGAUUUGACUGACUCCAUCGCUGCAAGAACUGAUGAGGAAAGAGCUUCCGAUUCAGUUGGAGCAAGGUCGGAUUUGACUGAUCCUAGUUCGGAUUCAACUUACUUUAAUAAUGCAAGAGCUGAUGAUGAUACAGCAGAAAGAGCGAGUGAAAGAGUGGAUGAAACAGUUGAUUAUAGCGAGGAAGAAAGAGUGGAUGUAACAGUUGACCAUAGCGAAGAAAGGGUGGAUGAAACAGUUGACUGUAGUGAAGAAAGGGUGAAUGAGCUUAUAUAUGUGAAAGGUGAAA
Racocetra fulgida is the source of this 386-nucleotide messenger RNA. The record is from the annotation of a GenBank genome assembly. Lineage: Eukaryota; Fungi; Glomeromycota; Glomeromycetes; Diversisporales; Gigasporaceae.